Messenger RNA from Trichomonas vaginalis G3, 564 nucleotides. RefSeq lists its product as uncharacterized. The record is from RefSeq and is a predicted model, not a curated record. The transcript has a single exon. NCBI's taxonomy places the organism in Eukaryota, Parabasalia, Trichomonadida, Trichomonadidae. The coding region runs from base 1 to 564 and encodes 187 amino acids.
AUGCCAUCAAUUGGGCCAUUUUCUGUCAAAAUUGAAUCAUGGAUUGAUAAUAAUAGACAACUGAAUUCAGCCAAUCAAAUUAAAACAACACAAAUACAUGUAGGUGAUCGAAAUAUUACUUUUGAACAUGAUUUAAGUAAAUCCGAAAAGUAUGGUCCCCAAACAUUACAUGUAAAAUUAAGUUCAGGGAAUAAUGAAUCAAAUAUUUUUGACAUUAAUUUCAUACGUAGGAAAAAAGUAAUAAUAACAGUAACUGAUAUUUUUCCUUCACAAAACAAAUUGGCAAUAGUUGGAACAACUGAUGAAUCGUUAGAUAAUUGUCAUAUUCAAUUAUCAUUCGAUAAUUCAACAUUCACAAAGAAAGUUCCAAUUUUCUCGAAUUCAUUUGAUUUUGUUUCUGAUAUUCCACAAGAUGCUCGUUUGAAAAUUAAUCCUGUUCGAAUUCAAGUUAUAAAUCAAAAAGGAAGAGUCAUCGGAGAAACAUACAAAUCAAUUAAUACUGAAAACAAAGUAUCUAUCUUGACAAACGAUUGUAACCUUGUUUAUCUUCUUCGACGCAGAUAA